Phyllostomus discolor (pale spear-nosed bat) is the source of this 4838-nucleotide messenger RNA. RefSeq names its product UBX domain protein 2A (gene UBXN2A). Lineage: Eukaryota; Metazoa; Chordata; Mammalia; Chiroptera; Phyllostomidae. The record is from RefSeq and is a predicted model, not a curated record. Gene Ontology annotation, cellular component: nucleus; cytosol. Gene Ontology annotation, biological process: proteasome-mediated ubiquitin-dependent protein catabolic process; nuclear membrane reassembly; Golgi organization. Gene Ontology annotation, molecular function: ubiquitin binding. The transcript has 7 exons. The coding region runs from base 212 to 988 and encodes 258 amino acids.
CUCGGCGGCGGUCGCGGAGGGAGGCGGGCUGGGUCCCAGAGGCGCGGCCCCAGAUCCGCAGAGGGCCCGCGGGCCGCCGUGCUGCGCAACCGAGGAGCUCCAGUCCGCGACGGCUGCUCGCGCAGCCCCAGAGAGAAUUGUGGACGAGGCCGGGAGGAGACGGCAGGCGCGGCCCCCUCCAGCGGCCACGCCCGGAGCAAGGCAGAAGAGAAUGAAAGAAGUAGAUAAUCUUGAAAGUAUAAAAGAAGAAUGGGGUUGUGAAACAGGAUCCGACAGCCGGCCUGUUAGUGAGAACCGACAAACGACUUGUGAAUCUUUUGUUGACAGCCUUUUUGAGGAGGCUCAGAAGGUCGGUGCCAAAUGCUUGUCUCCCAGCGAGCAGAAGAAGCCGGUAGAUGUAAGUAUAAAAUUAUGGAAAAAUGGAUUCACGGUCAAUGACGAUUUCCGAAGCUAUUCAGAUGGUGCAAGUCAGCAGUUUCUGAACUCCAUCAAAAAAGGGGAACUGCCUUCGGAGUUGGAGGGGACUUUCGAUAAAGAGGAGGUGGACGUGAAAGUGGAGGAUAAGAAACACGAAGUGUGCGUGUCCACAAAGCCCGUGUUCCAGCCCUUCUCGGGGCGGGGCCACCGCCUGGGGAGUGCCACACCAAAAAUUAUUUCUAAAGCAAAAAGUAUUGAAGUUGAGAAGAAAAAUAAUUUGUCUCUUGUCCCACUAAACCACCAGGAACCCAUCACUAGUGUACAGAUCUGGCUAGCCAGCGGGAAAAGGAUUGUUCAGAAAUUUAACAUGUCUCAUAGGAUAAGCCACAUCAAAGACUUCAUUGAAAAGUACCAAGGAUCUCCGAGGAGCCCUCCUUUUUCCCUGGCGACCGCCCUUCCUUUCCUCAGAUCUCUAGAUGAAACACUCACGCUGGAAGAAGCCCGUUUACAGAAUGCUGUCAUCAUUCAGAGACUCCAGAAAACCACCGAACCUUUUAGAGAACUCUCAUAACAUUGGUUUUUGAAACACUUUAAGUGGAAAGUUUGCAGAGAAAUGACGGUUGUACGUGGACCUGCAAACCAGCAUGGGGCAGAGUCGGGUUUGCUGGACUGUGGGUUCGAGUCCCAUUUCUUUCCUUCCGGAUGAGAAGAUUUUCAAGUAAGUACAAGUGAGGAGAGUAAACUAACUGUGGCUGGAAACCGUAUUCAGGGCACUGUCUCCCGAAGGCUACUCAGAAAAAUAUACUUAUUUUUAAAUACCAGUGACCAACAUAAGAUAUAUAAAAAGACUGUGUCAUUUAGCAUCUUAAUGUGGUACAGAUCAGCAGGUGUGUUCACAGUAUCGUCCAUUUAAACAUCAUCCCCGAACAGCAGUGAUUUAUUUGUUAGCUGUCUCCGAAUUUUUGAAUGGCCAUACAUUAGAAAUCACACGUGGCGGGUGGAAAGCAUCCGUGUGGUUACGUCACACCUGAGACGCAGUCGGAAGGCUGGAAGGAGUCGCUCUCACUGCACCUGUGCCUCACUGUGUUCUCGUUUGAAUUCUCUGAUGGUAAGAUGUUCACCUGACAAUCGUACCCAAGAUGUUUUUUCCUGUAAGAAUAAAAAUCUGCAGCUUAGUAAAAAUGUCAGUAUUGAUCCGCCUACUCACAUUUCUACGUUUUUGAGAAAUGUAAUUUUUAAAAAUCCUUUUCUCUCCAAGAACCCGUUUAUCCCCUAUUUUAUUUUCCUUCAAAAACGAGAGACUUGUUCUUAGCUUACAUGUGGAGUAAGUCAUUCGUUUGAGACUAGUUAGAACCUCAUGUGGUGUUGUCACAUUGCUAGUUAAUAUUUUUAAAUACAUCAUAUACUGUGUGGUUUUUCUGUUCUGUACGUUAGAGUCAAACCUGUGUAUGCAUCAGAGGGUCAUUUAUUUCAUUUUGAUAUCACCAGGGAAAACACCCUUUUUUCUUAGAAUUUAAAACUGGUUAGACGUCCACUAUUUCACUGUUGGAUUGAAUUCCCUCGCCCAAAAGCUAAGUUUAGGAAGCUUUUGUGCAAACGAUGUGUCGAAUCACAUUGAAAGUGAAGAACCCCUUAGUGCGCCGAGGAACUGAGCAGCUGCAGCUGCGCCGGUCAGCAGCGGUGGUCACAGGGCGCCGGGUCUCUGCCGGGGAGAGUAAUUCUCAAACUUUUUGGCCUCCAGACCUUUUGUGGAUGUGGGUUAUAAAUAUAUUAAAAAUUUUUAUCAAAUAUUUAUUCCUUUAAAAGUAAUAAACAUGUUCAUAUAAACAUUAUUAUGAAAAAAAAUUCUAUUUUCCGAAACAAAACUAAAAAGAUUUAGCGAGAAAAGUGGCACUGUAUUCUGUUUUUGCAAAUGUCCUUCCCGUCUGACGUAACGAAGACAGACGGACCCCUGCGUCUGCUUCUGCGUCCAAUCUGUUCUGACAUCACACGUCGCGUGGCUUCCCGUCAGCGCUGCCGUACGUUCAUGAGAAGAUGAGCAAAACAAGUAACGUCUUAGUGUGGCUGUGAAAAUAGCUCUGACCUUGUGGACCCCUGAAAGGGCCAUUCUGACAGAGCAGUGAUUCUCAGGCCCUGGUGUAAGAAUCGCUUGGGAAGCCGUUCAGAAUGCCUAUUCCCGCUUCUCACCACGGACACUCUGACCCAUCGGAUCGGGGACGAAUCCCAGACCUCUGCACUUUUCAUCGCACUUGAUGCUUAGGUACGGAGUGGAAGAAUGGGCCUCCAGGAAACCCUGCACGAAAGCCCCCCCACCCCACCCCUAAGAAAACAACGCCCUGUGUCACCACGGACCGUCGAAGACCCUCCCCUGAAAUGGGGCUGCCCAUCCUCCAGGUUUUAUCUUCGUCCGCCAGUUUGUUCUUAGACCCGUUCCCCUUUGACUCUGAACUAAUCAUGAAGUAAACCUACACUUUAUCUUCUAAAAGCACAGCCAAGACAAGGCCGGAACAUUUACAUGAGCUUUUUCUUAAAGGCCCAGGGAUAACAGAAGGGCAGUGCUCACACAGAACUGGAUGACCUGUUCCGUAAGACACAUCUUCUGUGUGAGGUCCACCUGAAGAGUGCUUUCUUUCUCGCUCCCAGCCUUCGGGAUGGCAGAGGCCUGUCUUUCUGUUAGGAAGAGAGGGAGGAUAAAGGAAAGUCUUUUCCUUUUGUUACUUUCAGAAAUGAACAGGCAUGUAAUUGAAAAUAAAUAUUACCAGUGACGUUCACAGUUGUGGUAGAGCCAUCUCUCCAAUAAAACAAAAAUAGUGACAUUUUUAAAAAUAAUGAGGGGACAGUAAAAUCCAUGAACUUGUCUUUCAUAUAAAGUAACAUUAAGGUGAUUAUUAAUAUAUUUUCAAGAGUAUGUGAAAAAAUGUUUCGUAUAGACCUAUCAUGAAGCAUUUUAUAAUUUCUACUUGCAUGAUUGUAGUCAUUAUGUGAUUCUCCAUGUAUUUCUAUAAAGGGUCCUCUCAUGGGGAAUAUUAUUUGCCUUGCACCUAUAGAAAAGCGUCUUUCGUGGGGUUCCAGUUUAUGAUUAUGUAGCCAGAAGCCACAUGGGAGGUUUGCCCGUGUCCAUGUAGAAAACCCUCCAGUGAGAGGUUCAGUAGGGAAGGACCUGCCACCAGCAAUAACCUUCAUUUCUGUUACCUGCAAAAACGUUCAUUGAUGUGAAUACUAUCCUCAGAGGUUUUCUAAAAUUAGAAUCAUCGGAUGAAGCUUUUUACCUGAAAUCAGUUGCCCAUUGUAAAGGUGUUCAUUAAAUGUAUAGAAUAUUCAAAACAUGUUGAUUUUAGAAAACAUAAACUGAAUUUAUCAAGGGAAGGCGAAAUGGAAAAUAAACAUCUUAGGUGUGAAAUAUAAUUUGAACUAAGUAGUUCAAAACGGUUUUCAGUUUCUUGAAAAUCGCUAUUAAGGCCAAUACAUAAACAUACAUUUCUAAUUUUGAGAUUCUAAUGUAUUAGUUAAAUUACUAUGCAUUAUCCAGGUUAUAAAAGUGAUCUUAUUUAUUUUAUAUACUUCUCUCAUUCAGAAUACUUUUUACUACAUUUCAUUGUGCUGAAAAUAUGGUAUUCAUGCAUCUAUUUUAGUGCCUUAAAAUACUUUGAAAGCAAUCCUUUAGUAAUGGUUAAAGAACUGUUGUCUUAAGGGUGAAAUACUGUUUAUUAAAGGAUCUGUGAAAUAAUUUAUACUUGUUUGGUCUAAAAUAGUUACAUGCAGGUGCAUUUGUCAUUUUUAUUUGGCAAACUCGUUCAGUUUGAGAAUCUACAAAUAUUUAUCGGGUGCCUUCUGUUUGCCAGGUACUUUGACCAAUGUUACUUUUGCUUAAUACUCAGAGGUGUUAGAAUGUGAUAUUUUUAAUACUAACUCGGUGGUUGUGUUUAUUUCUUAUACCACCCUUUGUGACCCGAGUUGAACUAGCAUGAAGACUCCAUGGUAGGGUUUACUCAUGUGUUCUUUGUCUAAGUGCAAACUGUUUAAUUAAAAAACUGUUCAUCACAGUAAAUAUUCCAACAGCAGUGCUUUAUUCAAUAGACUUGUAUUUGACUGUUUGCUUUAAAUGUAUUUUUGCACAGGUAAUUCGUACACAUUGUAGAAAUUAUUAAAUGCAGGUAUGCUUAAAUGAUCUUUAAAUCACUUAUUAUUCCACCACUCAAGAUAACAUUUUGAUGUGCAUCCUUUCAGAUAUUUUUAAGUAUAUCAAUCUUUAGUUUUGUUUUCAUUAAAAAACAGGCUUUUCGGUUAUUAUACUGCUAAUUUUUGAAAUCUAACAUCCUUGUUUUUAACAGGAAAUUGCAUUAGGUACAUCCACUACUUUAAGUACAAGAAUAGCUGUUAGGGACAAAUGCCUUUUAUAUUAAUUACAUUUUUGUGCAACA